Messenger RNA from Symbiodinium sp. CCMP2456, 2730 nucleotides. Lineage: Eukaryota; Dinophyceae; Suessiales; Symbiodiniaceae. The record is from the annotation of a GenBank genome assembly.
AUGGCGGAAUGCAUCCCAUGUGAUCUCGGCACUUUUGCCAACAUAAGCGGAUCGACCGCCUGUCACAUCUGUGGUGAUGACGAUUUGUGGACCACGAGCCGACCCUUACUAAGAGAACAAGUAGAGAAGUGGGUCGAAGUGGCAGGGGCGACUUCACAAGCAAUGUGUAAUUGCAGAGAGGGUUCUCACCUUCAUGAAGGCCGCUGUGAGAUGUGCAGCUUGGGAACACGCUGCCCUGGCUCUGGCAGCUUGGAGCUGCUUCCAGGAUAUGCUUCGCUCGUGAACGAGCCAGGUCAGGUCUUCAAGUGCUAUGGAAACUCUUUGAGAUGUCCAGGCGGGCCCCCAGGAACUUGCGCAAAAGGAAGGGAUGCCGGCAGCCUGGCUUGCGGCAGCUGUCAGCAUCGUCUGCGUGCCACAGGCUCUGGCGAGUGCUCAUCAUGCGCCUCAGGUGACUAUGCCUUGUUGCUCACUGGAGGAUUGGUGCUGUUUGGAGGUACCGGCGGUUUCCAUGCGGUCCUCAAUGCGGGUCGCGAUGGAAAGCAAGAUGGCCGCCUACUAGUUGCCUCACUCAGCUUAAGCCAGCUGGUUACCUGCGCACAGGUGUUGUCUGUCAUUCACCAACUUGACAUCGAGUGGGGGGAGCCGUUCACUUGGUUUCUGCAAGCGUUAGACAUUCUUUCUCUUGAUGUCCUUCUCUCGACGUUGAGCUAUUUUGACUGCGUGGCUGAGCUGACGCCGACACUGCAAUUCUCUAUGGAGACCUUGGGCGUGCCCUUGCUCGCAGCACUGGGGCCGCUAUUGAUCCAUAUUUACCGCAAAAUGCGCAAAAGAAGGAGGCAUGCGAGGACGUACAUGCUUUGGAGAACGCUUGGGGUACUUGGGAUUCUGUUUUUUAUCACGUUCUGUAGCUCUCUGCUGGAGCCCUUUCGCUGCAACGAGCAUCCCAGCGGAGCGCGCACAGUGAGAACUUAUCACAACGUGCACUGCGACUUCGUUGGCAUGCAUCUGCAUCUUUGUCUCCUUGGUGGGGUAGUAUUUCUGCUUCCGCUGUCCUUCUUGGUGCUAUGUGCUUGGAUACUCUGGAUGGAGUUGCCAAGGCGCCUACACAGGGGCGAUAUGAAGUUCAUAAGGUCCUGCUCCUUCCUCUUCAUGAGGUUUCGGCCAGGAUGUGAGCAUUUUUGUGCAAUUUUCCUAUUCCGGAACGUGUUAAUUGUCAUCUCCCCUUUGCUUCCAUCAAUGUCCGGGGGGCUCGUCUUCUUGAAUUUGCUACUGUAUUGCAGCUUUUUCCUGGUGGCCUUCGGUAGACCUUGGCGGAUGCUUCAUUCGACAUACCUUGACUUAUUUAUUCAUGUGGGAUUGCUUUUGGUUCUGGAUAUGGGCACUCUUUUCACGCCACCCGUGGACAACAGAAUUGCCAUGGUGAUUUGCUCAGUAACGACAUCGUGCAUGGUGCUGGCAGCCAUCGUCUUGGCUGCAGCAGCCGUCUGGCAGCACUUUCUCGUGCAGCGCAAGCCGUUCUAUUUCUUCCUUUGUCAUCAUAAGAAAGCAGCAGGCAGCUUUGCACGCCUGCUAAAAAUUGAGCUGCUUCGCCGGAGCUCCAGCUUUACCUCCUUCAUCGAUGUCGACGACCUUUCUGACUUGAGCAAGCUGUUCUCGUAUGUUAGCCACGAUGUGGAGAAAUUGGUUUUAUUUGGCACUCCUGAUGUGUUGAAGCGAACAUGGUGUGUCGGUGAGCUAGUAGUAGCAAGGUUGCACAAAGUGCCGACCAUCCUGCUCAAGCUGCCGAACUUUUCCCAACCUGAUGAGGGUUUCUUACUUGCGUAUGACAGCCUGGUACCCGAUUUGGGUGAUUUUUCAAGUUAUGGCUUCGGAAUGAAGGAAGUCAAGGACACCUUGCGGUGGCUGGGUUCUGUCGAGACAAUCUCGCUGCCGAGCUAUUUGAGCAAGCAGGUACUGCAGCAUGUUGUCUCCUCUUUGACAAUGACCCGUGCGGCUCUCCCAAGCUCCGAGCAGACCUUUGACAACGGUUGUCUUGUAUUAGCUGACCCCGAGAACAUGGAUGCUACGGCAACUGCUUAUAUCCUGGCAGAGUUGACCGCCCGCGAGAUGAUGCACACAUCUGUGCCUGUGGUGCUCAGUGCUGAAGACAGAGUGGGCCCAACGAAGGUGGAUGUACUACACUUAAUUCUGGUGUGCACUGGGGGUUGUCUUGAAUCGAGCAAAAUUGCGGAAUGGCUGCUCCAGGCUCGAUUCAUAUCCACCUGCUUCAUAUCACCGGUGAUCUCGGACGACAGCUUCGAACUCCCGUCCAAGAUGAGUUACCAAAAUCUUGCCCGGCAUCCUUAUGCCGACACGCUUGACCUCGGCGCGUAUGUGCGCGUCUUGCAAGCCGUGUUUCUUGAGAUCGCGUUGCCUUUCUCACCACAAAGCUGCUCGGAAGCUGAGCUAAGACUGAGAGCCAAGCAGAUAUCUGCACGACUUCAUCCAGGAGCUGCGGUGCGCAAUCUCAGUUCUCGCUUGGUAAUGCUUGCAAGCAAUGAAGAGUUGAUCGAAGUAAGCCUGGCCUUGGCAGCUGACGCCAGCAGUGCAGACUCGGGCAGCCUCGGAGCGAAUAUUUCAGAUGCUGAUGAACUUGAGCUCCAGCGCAUGGUCUCCUCGAGGUUUUCCGACUUCACGGCAUCCUGCGAUGCAAUGCCCGUGGAAUCUGACACUGUUGAGGUGGCAUUUUAG